Molecule: messenger RNA, 1031 nt
Organism: Choloepus didactylus (southern two-toed sloth)
Lineage: Eukaryota; Metazoa; Chordata; Mammalia; Pilosa; Megalonychidae
Gene: PMVK
Product: phosphomevalonate kinase
Exons: 5
Coding region: 70-648 (192 amino acids)
Biological process (GO): cholesterol biosynthetic process; isopentenyl diphosphate biosynthetic process, mevalonate pathway
Cellular component (GO): cytoplasm
Molecular function (GO): phosphomevalonate kinase activity
Source: RefSeq, a predicted model, not a curated record
CACCAGAUGGCCCGAUUUUCGGGGUAGGGAGAGGCGUGUGCUUUAGGGAUCGCUAAGAGUGGUGGCCCCAUGGCCCCACAGGCGGGCGCCCCGCGGCUGGUGCUGCUAUUCAGUGGGAAGAGGAAAUCCGGGAAGGACUUCGUGACUGAGGCGCUGCUGAGCAGACUUGGAGCUGAUGUCUGUGCUGUACUCCGGCUCUCUGGUCCGCUCAAGCAGCAGUAUGCUCAGGAGCAUGGCCUGGACUUCCAGAGACUCCUGGAUACCAGCACCUACAAGGAGGUCUUUCGGAAGGACAUGAUCCGCUGGGGGGAGGAGAAACGCCAGGCCGACCCAGGCUUCUUCUGCAGGAAGAUCGUGGAGGGUGUCUCCCAGCCCAUCUGGCUAGUGAGCGACACAAGGAGACUGUCCGACAUCCAGUGGUUUCAGGGGGCCUAUGGGGCCACGAUGCAGACGGUCCGUGUGGUGGCCUCGGAGCAGAGCCGACAGGAGCGGGGCUGGGUGUUCACGCCAGGAGUGGAUGAUGCUGAGUCUGAAUGUGGCCUGGACGACUUUGGGGGCUUUGACUGGGUCAUCGAGAACCAUGGAGAUGAGCAGCACCUGGAGGAGCAGUUGGAGAACCUGAGAGAAUUUGUCCAUUCCAGACUUUAGCCCCCAGGUUCUGGGAGCGAGCCAGGAGUGGCGGUGGUGGGGCUGACUCUGCAGGACUUGGAGUUCUCAGAUGCUGGCUGAGAGGACCCGAGUCUGGAUUUCUGGGGGGGCUGGUGGGUGUCAGGCAAGCUCAGAAACAUCUGGGGAUCUCAGUUCCCAGUGGAGAGGACAGCCCUGCCUUUUCAGCAGGAGUCUCACAGGGCAAAGAGGGUGAACUGGUUGUGCUUGAAGCAGAAAUAUCACCGUCUCCUGGGUGCCGAGCUGGCCGGGGCCUGUGGGAGCCUCGCUUCCUUGCCCGGAUGCUCUCAGCCCCUUGUUCUAGGCUAGAGCCUGGGGCUCCCCAGUGUGAAUACUAAUAAACCUCCUUGGAGCACAUGCUCAGA